CCGCAGCGUAUGUGCGGCCGUGCUCGGUAGUGGUCAGUAGUGCUUCUCUCGGUAGUUUAGUGACAAAACGGUACCAGUACUAAUAAAAAAAUGGGCGUAGUCGACGAAAAGGAAGCUGUUAGGCCCAAAGGCUUGGGCAUCCGGCACGUGCAGACGGUGCUACUGUUCCUGGGGAUGCUGUUUGCGUUCACGAUGAGAGUCAACAUGAGCAUGGCCAUCGUCGACAUGACGGACGAGAGGAAGGAAUUUUACUUCCCUUGGUCUCACAGCGUGCAGGCAGUGAUCCUGUCCUCAUUCUUCUGGGGCUACGUAGUGCUGCAGGUGCCGGCUGGUGAGCUCGCGAGAAGGUUCGGAGGCAAGGUGCUCUUCACCAUCGCUGUCUUCGUUAACUCCAUACUCUCGCUGAUGCUGCCUUUAGGAGCCGCCUGGGGAGGAUGGCGCUUGGUGUGCACGUGUAGAGUGCUGCAAGGGCUGACGCAGGCCUUCAUCUAUCCCAGCACGCACCACCUCGUCAGCCAGUGGAUGCCACUGCAGGAGAAAGGGAUCCUCACCACCAUCGUAUACGCUGGUGGGCAGCUGGGGAUAGCUCUGCAGUUACUAGCGUCAGGGUUCCUCGCCACGUCGUGGGGCUGGCAGGCGAUAUUCUACGCCAACGGAACCCUCGGUACUCUCUGGGUGAUCCUUUACUUGAUCUUUGGCGCCGACUCUCCAGAGUCAUCGAGGUUUAUCAAAGAGGAGGAAGUUUUGUAUAUCCAGACUUCGUUGGGACGUGUAGGGGAACAGAAGAGAUACCCUACGCCAUGGAAGAAGAUACUGACGUCGCUCCCCUUCUGGUCAGUGAUAGUGGCUCAUUGUGGACAAAACUGGGGCUUCUUCACCCUUAUGACUGAAAUGCCAACUUACAUGGCCAAAGUGCUUAAUGUUGAUCUCAAAAAUAAUGGCGUCCUCUCUUCCCUGCCAUACCUUUCCAUGUAUUUACUCAGUUUCGUCAUGGGUUUCAUGACAGAUGUCAUUAUCAAAAACAGCUGGUUAAGCGUUUCAAACACUAGGAAACUAUUUAAUUCUAUAGGUUUGUGGGGUCCGGCGAUAGCACUGAUCGGGUUGUCGUACGCACCUGAAGGUAACAUGGUAUUUGCAGUAGCCAUGCUUACCCUCGCUGUAGGCAUCAACGCUGGGCAGUACACGGGAUACAUGUUGGUGCACAUCGACCUGGCUCCCAACUUCAGCGCGUGUCUGAUGGGCAUCACCAACUUCCUGGCCAACAUCAUCUCCAUCAUCGCGCCUCUGGUCUGCGGCUUCAUCGUCCACGAUGAGACGGAGCCGGCAGAGUGGCGCAAAGUAUUCUUCGUUGCCUCAGGAGUGUACUUCUUCACAAACUUGUUCUUUAUACUGUUUGGUACAUCUGUGAGGCAGCCCUGGAAUGAGCCUAAAGAGACUGAUAUCGAAAUGAAAGCUCCCGAAAUGAAAGAACCUGAAAAAUCGAGAUUAGAAGCGAAAUGGAGUAGCCGUUGAAUGAUAUUUAUUUCUCUGUAUUUUUGUACCUGAAUUAAGUUUGAUAAUAAUCUAUUUUAUUUAAUAAAUGUUUAGGUUUACUCUUUGAAGAUGUUAAAUGUCCUUAUAAAGAGAUUAAGUCUUUGGAAUAAAAACCUGGAGAUUGAGACACGUUGCACUAACCUUUCCGUCUCAAAUGGAUUUCAUCUUUCAUUCAUCGUUAGAUGUCAAAGCAUUUCCUGGGGGAAGUAAAUUGUGUUUGUCCUUUCUGAACGAGAUUAUGUGAAGGCAUUCAUACAUAGUUGAUGGUGUGCCGACAUCACUCGAUAUUGUUUUAGGAAAGCAUAACAAUGCCGUCACGUGACGCGGGGUGCCCUGGCCAUCUUUAUUCGAAUAAUUGAAAAACCUCUCAAGUCCUCACUGUACCUUCGUAUUCUUAAGGUUCAAUCCUGCCCAACAUGUUGUGUUGGAGCUACAAGCGUACACUCGAUAGAAAUAAUUAUGCAACGUUUAUCAACCCAGUUUAUUUUAUUGUUUUUGCAUAAAGUUUGUAAAACCUGAUUAAAUUAAUUCUAAAGCUUCGUUCAACAACUCAAGAAGAAAAAUCUGAAAAGCAAUUUGAAGAGCCCGACUUAAUCUUGGGAUUGAUCGAUUAACUCUUACAAGGUCAAUGUUGAGGACCGAUAGUACUUGUCCUUCACUAAUUGUAUUAUAUCUGCAGUUUUACUAAUAUUCGUGAUGCUGUCUUCUCUAUGCAGCAUUUGUGAUUGGGACAGGAAAUAUUAAAUAAAAAGUAUCACACGUGUUACCUUCAUGACUCAUCUCUCAGGUUUCCGCAGGGGAUCCCAGGACUCGACCAGACAAUCGCUUCAAAAUUCACAUGGCCAUUACCACUGGUCUAAAGGCUACGUGGUGUGACUUCAAGCGACACUGUCCUAAUACGUUACGUGUAAUGAAUUCGAGAUCAGAGUGAGUCAUAGCCUCUCAGUAACCUUUCGCAGUGUCGCUCGUGAGUAUUGAACCUGUGGUACGUGCGUCGCCGUUCCGGUGUACUUAUGAGAUCUUUAGCUGCAGGUAUAAGAUGUCGAAGGAUUAUUUAUUGUUCCUUCAGAUAAGGAUGUCUUUUGUAUGAUUUGCCGCGUGUUACAGCGCUUAAAGUACUAAUAGUAGUAAGAAG
Messenger RNA from Spodoptera exigua (beet armyworm), 2668 nucleotides. Lineage: Eukaryota; Metazoa; Arthropoda; Insecta; Lepidoptera; Noctuidae. The record is from the annotation of a GenBank genome assembly.